Messenger RNA from Brettanomyces bruxellensis, 876 nucleotides. RefSeq lists its product as uncharacterized. The transcript has a single exon. The record is from RefSeq and is a predicted model, not a curated record. Gene Ontology annotation, molecular function: RNA binding; structural constituent of ribosome. Gene Ontology annotation, cellular component: large ribosomal subunit. Gene Ontology annotation, biological process: translation. Lineage: Eukaryota; Fungi; Ascomycota; Pichiomycetes; Pichiales; Pichiaceae. The coding region runs from base 1 to 876 and encodes 291 amino acids.
AUGACUUUUUCGCAGAUAGUAGCAAGAAGAGUUGGUCUAUUUGUUAGACUUGGUAACAGAUCAGCGGUUGGAAGUUAUAGUAGUGUCAUCAGAAGAAGUUUCUCUGUUUCUAGAGGUGUCAAACUCCCUGCAGUGAAGUCAAAAAGAGAGCUUGAUGCCAAAAAAGCCAAAGAGAAGAAAUUGGAGAGGAGAAUUGCACAAAAAAGAUUGAAUGCCAAGAAGCCAGCUUCUCAAUCACCAUUAUUUAUGGAGGUCCCUGUAGCAAUGAGAUAUUUGCGUGCUGCAGAAGUUGGAAGAACACCUAAUGAAUCGUCUGUAUCGAUACAGGUUGAAGUUUUGGGAGAAAGAGGCACGGCACCUUUACAGGGGGCAGUUCGUUUUGCUAAACCUUUGAAAGAAACACGAAUUCUUUGCCUUUCACUAACACCAGAAAAGAGGGAAGAGGCAUUGAAAGCCGGAGCGGUCGCAACCAAUGAUGUCAGCUUCAUAAAUGAUAUUUCAAGUGGGAAGGCAGUUGAUCUUAACUACGAUAAAAUAAUUGCUACUCCAGAUAUUGAACCUAUGCUCAGGAAGGUGGGUAGAGUUCUAGGUCCAAAAGGCUUGAUGCCAGCGGCUAAAAGGGGAACCGUUACCGAGAAUGUUGGCGAAAUGAUAUCCAAUACUUUGGGAACCCAACCAUUCAGAGAAAGAAAUGGAAGAGUGGCUUUGACAGUUGCAAGAUGCGACUUCAGAGAUGAGGACGUGAUGAGAAAUAUCAUCUCUGCCUCUAAAGCCAUACGGCAGGCUAUUGCAUCUGCAAAGGCUAAGAAGCCGAUUAUUCUUGGAAAUACUGUUUUAUCUUCUACUCAUGGCCCAGGAAUAGUCAUCGCAUUUUGA